AUGGCGACCUCUAUCCGCCCCAGUUACCACCCAAAAUUGUUGACUGAUGAAGAACACAAGGCACUUGACGGUUUCUUCUCCGAGCCUGUAACGGGUUACUUUGCCAACGAGCGAUCAGCCUUCAACGAGAAAACAAACGUGUACCAUGAUCAACGCUGGGCAGGUUCCGUAGCCUCACCCGCACUCCAUCGGGCUACUACUCCCCUGACCCAACAGCCACCUUGUGAAUACAUCGAUGGUGUACCAUUGGACUGGUCUGGCCACGGCACUUCUCACGUUGAUUACAACAAGUCUGAUGUACUUCCUCUCACACAAGGCAAAUUUCUCGGGCAUGGCUUGCACGGCGGAGUGUACGAAACCAGCUGUAAUGGUGUCAAGCUCGCGUGGAAGCGCAAAUACUGUCGUCGAAAGAUAGGCGAAAGAGAAAGACGAGAGAUUCAGGUCAUCAAGAAACUCUCGCAUCGUCAUAUCAUUCGGCUGAUGGGAACCUACACGCACGGCCCGUUUCUUGGAUUAUUGUUGUGGCCAGUCGCAACUUGUGACCUCGCCAGCUUUCUCGAAGACAUCGAUUGGCUGCAGAAGCGGGUUCAGUUGGAAGAAGGAAUGCCUCUCGAGUUGUCAGAGGACUGGAUGGAACAAACAGAGGAACGAGAGGCAAGGCUUCAAGCACUUGGAAUUCUAUUCGGAGGCGUAGCAACAUCGGCCCGUGACUCAGCGGUAGAUUUUCUCAGGAGGACGAUUGGCUGCAUAUCCAGCGCAGUGGCAUAUCUCCAUCAAUCCGACAUCAAACAUAAAGACCUGAAGCCGUCUAAUAUCUUGCUUUCAAAGGACGGGCUAUGGCUGACGGACUUUGGUACGGCAACAGACUUCUCGAUACUAAGUUCCAGUGUUACGGACAACGGCGAACGAGGCACGCCAAAAUAUUUCGCGCCAGAAGUUGCGAGUUUCGAACCAAGCGGACGUGCCGCAGAUAUAUUCUCGAUGGGUUGUAUCUUCUUCGAGAUCAUGAUACUCUGUAUUGGGCAUACUCUAGAGCUUAGCACGGAGCUGAGGCAAUCGAACGACAAAUCCUUCCAGUCGAAUUUGGCAAGGGUGGAAUUUUGGUUUUUUGAAGAGAAUCGUUCAGAACCCGAUCCAACGGUAAACAUUGACGAGUAUCUUCUAGGCCUGGUGAGAUCGAUGCUGCGCGCAGAGGCAGACCAGCGCCCAACCGCUGGUAUGGUGGAGUCGGAGAUUGCCAUGAUAACUCAACUGUGCUCUGCGUAUCGUUCGAUGCACUUUUUACCUCACGGGCCAGGCGUCUAUCGACAUUGUUGCCAUCAAGAGGUGAUCUGCAACCAGGAAAAAGAGAUUCAGCCAACACCAGACGCGGAAUUCAUUACGAAGAUUACGGCUGGAAGAACGUUCCUUGAGCACGGUUGGUCAUCCUACAUCGAAUCUGUUACCGGAGAUCUCAUUGAGACUGUCCAUAUGUUCGCCGUGAGUACUUCUGUGACUCCUUUUUUGCAAGGAAACAUAUUGAGCCCAUGCUAUUAG
Messenger RNA from Alternaria arborescens, 1536 nucleotides. RefSeq lists its product as hypothetical. The coding region runs from base 1 to 1536 and encodes 511 amino acids. The transcript has a single exon. NCBI's taxonomy places the organism in Eukaryota, Fungi, Ascomycota, Dothideomycetes, Pleosporales, Pleosporaceae. Gene Ontology annotation, molecular function: protein kinase activity; ATP binding. Gene Ontology annotation, biological process: protein phosphorylation. The record is from RefSeq and is a predicted model, not a curated record.